AUUAAUCGGAGUUAGUUGCUAAUUAUGUAAAUACAAUAAAUUAACAGUCCCAAUAUGCAAUUAAUCUACUCUUGAUUGUACAUUUGCCUUGAUCGACUGUACACUGCAAAUUACUUUUCCCUUUGGAGCUCUCUCCUCUCUCUCUCUCUCUCUCUCUCUCUCUCUCUCUCAGUUUCUCUCUCUUCCCCCAUUCGAAUCCCUUAUUGCGAAUCUUCCCGGUAGACCAAACGGCCAAAACCUCGCAUCUGUUAAAAAAUGGAGAAUCCGAACCCGGGAGUGAACCAGCUUCCAGAAUCCGACUCGUUUCCCGACGGAUUCGUCGUAUCUUCUCCGGUGACUGAUUACAAGGAGGAAAAAUUAGUGGAGCUCGAUUCACGGCCAGAAGUCGUAAUUGAAAAUGCCUGUUCGUCUUCGAGCAAUUCAGUCGAGAAUGCGGGCCAUCGUAGCGAAUCAACGGCGGCAGCUCAAUCUGUUGAAAGUGCAGAACUACAAGCAGUUUCCUCGGAGGCGAUUUCGGUUGCAGUUAGUGCUGAAAACAAAAAAGAACCCUCAGAAGUGAAGCGUAAACCUGUAAAACGGACAUUUAAAUCAGAGAAGGAGUUUUUGGAGUUCACUCUUAAGUAUCAACAAGUCGUCGUUGAAAGAGAUUCCGCUAUUGCUGUUAGAGAUAAACUCGAGUCAUUGUGCCGAGAGCUGCAACGCCAGAAUAAAUUAUUAAUGGAUGAAUGCAAACGAGUCUCGUCAGAGGGUCAACAUUUGAGAGUAGAUCUGUCAAACAAGUUUCAAGAUGCAAUAAAGGAAGUAAGUCUUAAGCUGGAGGAGCAGAAAGAUGAAUGUAUAUCUCAGCUAAAGGAGAAUGAAAUGUUGAAGAUCAAGUUAAAACAACUUAUUGAUCAAUACGCUCUUUCUGAGCAGCAGCAUGCACAGCAGCUGAAACAGAAAUCACUUGAACUUCAGCUAGCCGAUUUAAGACUUCAACAACACGAAGAGAAACUGAAGCAGGAACAGUCUCAAAUGAAAAUGUAUGCCGAACAAGUGUCCCAACUUUUAUCGACCGAAAAGAAUCUAAGGUUGCAAUUAACCGCCGACGGUGAAAAGUUCCAACAAUUCCAGGAAGCAUUGAUGAAAAGCAACGAGGUUUUUGAAACGUUCAAGCAAGAAACUGAGAAGAUGGCUAAAUCGAUAAAGGAGCUCAGAAAAGAAAAUGUCUUCUUGAAGAGCAAAUCUGAAAAAUCAGACGUUACUCUUAUAGAACUCGCAGAAGAGCGUGAGCGCUUGAAGAAACAACUGGAGAAAACGAGAAAUCAAAAGGAAAAACUCGAAUCUUUAUGCCGAUCACUCCAAGCAGAGAGGAAAACAAUUACUUCCGGAGGCAACAGUACCCCGGAUGCACUCCCACCCUAAGUUACGACGCACUUGCAAUACGAACAGACCUUAGCUGCUUCUUAGCAGUAGUUUAUUCACUGGUUUUGAAUCAUGAUAUUUCUUCUGUAGCUCAUGUUUUAGUUAUUGUUAUUUUUUUUUUGAUCAAAAUUUUAGUUAUUGUUAUUAAUUAUUAUACAAUAUGCCAACUAAAGUUUUGCUCUUUGUAUUAAUUUUUUUAUUCUAUUUUGUAUAAUGAAGAUAGAGAUAUGGCAAAA
This is a messenger RNA of Erythranthe guttata (spotted monkey flower), 1640 nucleotides long. Its product is annotated as alpha-taxilin-like protein. The record is from RefSeq and is a predicted model, not a curated record. Lineage: Eukaryota; Viridiplantae; Streptophyta; Magnoliopsida; Lamiales; Phrymaceae. Gene Ontology annotation, molecular function: syntaxin binding.